GUAGAGGAGUAUGGUGAAAGCUGCAAAUAAUUAAUAACUGGACAUGAACAACUUAAUGGCACAAAACUUAGAGACUGUCAGGAGUGCAGGCURAUGUAUUCAAGGUCGAAACAGUUGGUUAUCAGAAAUUAUUAUCUAUUAAGCAGAUGUCAUCAGGAUCAAUCAAUUGUAAUUAACAUUUCAGAAAUUCAAAAUUGUGUGCUGCUAUAUAAAGGAGUAUAUCUUGAUAAAAGAUUGAUGUGCCGUAAUUGAACUUAUAUGUAAUGAAAUAUUUAUAAUUUUCUUUUAUGGGAUCCUUUCAAUGAAUUAAUUGGCGAAUUUCCUUCCGUGUUCCUAAAGUCGUUUCUUUCCACUUUGGAAGAUUUGUUUGAAUUCAUAGAUUCUAUUUGGUGAUGUGGAAAAUAGAAAUGAAAGCGUUUGCUUUUGCCAUUUUGGUGUUGUUUUCUUCAUUAAUCACAUCCAAAGGAGAGUUCGAGAGUUCGCGGGUAAACAAUCGUAGCGUACAACAGCAUGAAUAUGGAUAUUUGAUGCGACAUCAUGAGGUGGACAGUCGGAUCAAAGCAGUACUAAUCGCCAUCGAAGCGAUUGCAGCAUUGUCAUCAAUUGUCAGCAACAGCAUAAUCAUCCACAGUGUUCGAGUCAACCGGCACAUGCACACAACAACCAACUACUUCAUCGUCAACAUGGCGUGUGCUGACAUCCUUCUUGCACUGUUUAAUGGUCCUUAUUCGAUUAAUUUUGUUAUCAGUUGGUUUGCUUGGUUCCCUGGUCGGUUUGGAAGAAUAACUUGCGUUGCUYACACGCUUCUCMAAUUUAUAAUAGGUCUUUGCUCUACAUUUAGUCUUGUGGUAAUCUCAUUUGACAGAUUGAUGGCAGUGAGCCGUCCAUUAAGGUACAAAAGCCAUGUUUCAGUUAGCAAAUACCUUAUAAUGUUYACAUGGCUACUAGCAGUUGGAAUGUCAUUAACAGCCAUCAAUGGGAAACAUUUGGUCACUUUGCCAGGUCAAUCCACAGCAUACUGCAUCCCUAAGACCAAAAGUACAAUGGUAGCUUCUACUUUUCUGACCAUUCCACUUCCACUUGCUCUCGUCAUCAUACUCUGCUUUGCGAUUGGAUACAAGGUUUGGAAGAGAAAAGUCCCCGGAGAAGGUGGACAACAGGCUGCUGAUAGGACAUCUAGGAAAGUAACCUACAUGAUAAUAUCAGUUGUUUUGGCUUUUAUUGUAUCAUGGGCUCCAAUACUUACUGCUAGUUCUCUUUUUAAAGAAUAUCCCAAGAGUAUGUUUCUCUUAGGGAUUGUAUGGCCCAUUGCAUUCUCUUUUAUGUAUCUCAAUGGCCUAUUUAACAUGGCUAUUUACUAUAUUUUUAGCGAAAACUAUCGUAGUGCAUUCAGGGCUUUGUUAAGUAAURUGAGGUCGUUGUUUCCGCGACGGGUACUCUUCAGUAACGUCAUUGGCGGGACARUGUCACCAGUAGUAGGUGAAGUGACUACGGUUUCUUUAAGACCGAUAAAUGUSAAAUAAUAUCUUCUAAUGAAUGUUGUUUAAAGAAAGCAUAUUGUUAAUUCGUGUACGGUUCUGUAAGUUAAUGGUUUUUAAAUAAUACCGACUACAUCCCAUCCAAAGUAUGUUAUAAAAAAUAGACAUGACUCCGCUAUGGCAUUGAGGUGGAGGUAGCUGUUCUGGGGGCAGGUUGGGGCGCCCCUGGGCCACAAUCGACAUUUCUGUAGUACCCCACAUUCCAGUUACUUACAUAGUAGUAUUAUACUUUUUAAAGUAUCAGGACUGUUAAGCAGGUUAUGACUGGAUAAAUAAAAUUUGAUUAAAAUUUCGGAAUUGCAAAAUACAAAGCGUUAAAGAUUCCGAUAAAAAUCAGUAAUCAACUGUUAUGGCUAUGGCUUACAUAAAGUCAGAUAACCAUAAGUGUGUACAAGCAAGUUCGUAGAGAAAGUGUAAUGAGCCUCUUGUUCAACUUAGAAUUAUCUCAAUGUAUAUAAAUAAAAUUCCUA
Exaiptasia diaphana is the source of this 2008-nucleotide messenger RNA. Its product is annotated as neuropeptide FF receptor 1-like. Gene Ontology annotation, molecular function: G protein-coupled receptor activity. Lineage: Eukaryota; Metazoa; Cnidaria; Anthozoa; Actiniaria; Aiptasiidae. Gene Ontology annotation, biological process: G protein-coupled receptor signaling pathway. Gene Ontology annotation, cellular component: membrane. The record is from RefSeq and is a predicted model, not a curated record. The coding region runs from base 393 to 1523 and encodes 376 amino acids. The transcript is spliced from 3 exons.